Molecule: messenger RNA, 1354 nt
Organism: Carlito syrichta (Philippine tarsier)
Lineage: Eukaryota; Metazoa; Chordata; Mammalia; Primates; Tarsiidae
Gene: DEFB123
Product: defensin beta 123
Exons: 2
Coding region: 181-384 (67 amino acids)
Biological process (GO): innate immune response
Cellular component (GO): extracellular region
Source: RefSeq, a predicted model, not a curated record
CUCCCCGCCGACCCAAAUGACGAGGGGAGGCGUGUCGGCUCGGAGCUGUGGCUCCCCACUGUGGACUCCGUGGGCUGGUCAGAGGGAGUGCGAGCCCGAGGCCUGGCCCUCCCCGCCUCCCGUUAGUCCUGCUGCCGUUCCCGCGGACUUGAGGCUCCUUCGCCUGGGCCCUCUCCGGCCAUGAAGCUCCUCUGGCUGACUUUGGCUGCGCUGCUGCUCCUGUCCGCGCUCGCGCCAGGUAGUGCCCAAAGGUGCUGGAAUCUCCAUGGCAAGUGCCGCCGUCGAUGCUUCAGGAAGGAGACGGUCUAUGUUUACUGCACAAACAGUAAAAUGUGCUGUGUGAAGCCCAAGUACCAGCCCAAAAAGAUACCGUGGUCAUUUUAAGUGUGUUAAAGCCUGAAACCAUGAAAACGCAGAUGAAGCCACCCUGAGUCUGACCCCAGUGAACUCCUGAGUUCCAUCAAUAAACACCUCUGGCUGAUCCCUAUGUUUGCAUGUGAGUGCAGUCCAGCAGCUCCCAGGAGAUCUCCUUUCAGGUGGUUUGGGAUGUCAAGACUGUUUUCAUCAUCAUAAUAAGAUACUAUUAUAAUAAGAUAUUAUUUGCCUCUUUUAAGUUCACUCUCUCACAAAUGUAUUCUGGAAUAUACAUGACAUAUGACAUCAUUGUUCUGGCAGCUAACAAAAGAUGUGCUUAUGUACUCUUGUGUUUCUAGAAUGUUCUAAGGUAGAGAAGUCUUAAGAUAUAAGGAUGUUCAUUUUCAGAGAUUAACAUAGUUUGUUCUCAGUAAUUCUACUAUCCUCUUACAAACUGUCUUUGGUUAUAUUAUUAAUCUCUGUAACCUCAUUAUCAUCGAAUAAGCCUUUACUCAGAAAUUCCAAGACUUUCCUUGCACCACAAGACAUAAGAACACUUUGUUGUCUUGGUUUGCUGAGGUAUGUUAACAGUCACACUCCUCGAGCAAGUGUGAGGAAGUGGAGGACCAGAUUGGGCAGGAUGAUCACAGAUGCGCAGCUUGCCAUCUUUGCCAACAUGCUGGGUGUGUCGCUCUUCUUGCUCAUUCUCUACCACGUGUGGCCGUCAACAACCCCAAGAAGCAGGAGUGAAAGUGGCACGCUCCCCAGGGUUCCAGGACAUAGUCUGAGGCACGAUGGAGGGUGUGAGGGGCCUUCACACUUCACCUCAACCCUUCUGCCUAUCAUAACAUACGAAGCAACUACACCUGACGUUUUCCAAACAGCUUUUAUUUCCUCAAAGUCUUCCCUGACCCUAUGGAACAAGAAGCUGCCACUGAAUAGGGCCCAGGCUAGGGACUGCUUUCUUUUUAUUCCCUCCCCCCCAAGAUAAAAAUAUAGA